GCUACACACUCGCAGCACCAAGCUCCUUUUCCUUUCGUUUCGGUUCUUUUGGUCCUUGAUUGUCUCCUGGAUAUAUCUGCUCGCUAUUUACUUUUCCUGCAGAUAUGUCGGCAACGCAGCUGCUGAAUCCCAAGGCGGAGUCGAGGCGGAGAGCGGAGGCUCUGAAGGUGAACAUCAACGCUGGUGAAGGGCUUCAAGAUGUUCUGAAGUCAAACCUUGGUCCCUCGGGGACUCUGAAGAUGCUGGUAGACGGUGCUGGUGGUAUUAAGUUGACCAAGGAUGGAAACGUGUUGUUACGCGAGAUGCAAAUUCAAAACCCCACCGCCGUCAUGAUUGCUCGGGCUGCGACUGCUCAAGAUGAUAUCACAGGUGAUGGAACAACGUCGGUUGUGUUGUUGGUUGGAGAACUUCUUAGGCAGGCGGAUCGUCACAUCUCAGAAGGAUUGCACCCCCGAGUUAUAACCGAUGGUUAUGAAAUCGCAAAGAAUGAAGCUCUGAAGUUCCUCGAUAAGUUCAAGAUCGAACGGGCGAUUGAUCGCGAACUUCUUCUUUCCGUCGCUCGAACCUCGCUCAGCACGAAGCUGAACAGCGCCCUCGCCGAGAAGCUUACUCCCGAUAUUGUUGAUGCCGUUCUUGCGAUCCACCGAGCUCCGGAAAAGCCAGACCUGCACAUGGUUGAGAUCAUGACCAUGCAACACCGCACUUCUUCCGAUACACAGCUUAUCCGUGGUCUUGCACUGGACCAUGGUGCCAGACACCCGGAUAUGCCGAAGCGCGUCGAGAACGCCUUUAUUCUUACCCUUAAUGUCAGUCUCGAGUACGAAAAGUCAGAGAUUAACUCUGGGUUCUACUAUUCAUCGGCCGAGCAAAGGGAUAAGCUGGUGGAAAGUGAGCGUAAAUUCGUGGAUGCGAAACUGCAGAAGAUUGUCGAACUUAAGAAGCAGGUCUGUGGCGAUGACCCCAAGAAGGGCUUCGUUGUUAUCAACCAGAAGGGAAUUGAUCCCCUGAGUUUGGACGUCCUUGUGAAGAACGGAAUAAUGGCUCUGCGGAGAGCUAAGCGGAGGAACAUGGAACGCCUUCAGCUGAUUUGCGGGGGUACCGCCCAAAACAGUGUAGAAGAUCUCAGCCCUGAGGUUCUUGGAUGGGCCGGCCUUGUUUAUGAGCACCAGCUCGGUGAAGAGAAAUACACCUUUGUGGAGGAGGUCAAGGACCCCAAGUCUGUCACUAUCCUUAUUAAAGGUCCCAACGGACACACCAUUGCACAGGUCAAGGAUGCGGUACGGGAUGGUCUUCGAUCAGUGUACAAUACCAUCGUCGAUGGCUGUGUCAUUCCUGGAGCGGGAGCCUUCCAAGUCGCCUGCCAUGCUCACCUAACAUCGGACAGCUUCCGCAAAUCCGUUAAGGGGAAAGCCAGGUGGGGUGUCGAGGCAUUCGCUGACGCUCUUCUGGUUAUCCCUAAGACUUUGGCGGAUAAUUCUGGACACGACAUCCAGGACUCUCUGGCCUUAUUGCAGGAGGAACAGGCAGACGGCAACGUUGUCGGCCUCGACCUCACUACCGGUGAACCUAUGGAUCCUGUGCAGGAAGGCGUGUUUGACUCGUUCCGCGUUCUGCGGAACUGCAUCGCUUCCAGUACAGGUAUCGCCUCGAACCUACUUCUCUGUGACGAGCUUCUGAAAGCCAGGCAGAUGGGUAAACAAGGUGGACCCGGCGGCAUGGAGUAA
Messenger RNA from Aspergillus nidulans FGSC A4, 1724 nucleotides. RefSeq names its product chaperonin-containing T-complex subunit CCT6. Gene Ontology annotation, cellular component: chaperonin-containing T-complex; cytoplasm. The transcript is spliced from 7 exons. Gene Ontology annotation, molecular function: ATP hydrolysis activity; ATP binding; ATP-dependent protein folding chaperone. Gene Ontology annotation, biological process: protein folding. Bases 105 to 1724 code for a protein of 539 amino acids. The record is from RefSeq and is a predicted model, not a curated record. Lineage: Eukaryota; Fungi; Ascomycota; Eurotiomycetes; Eurotiales; Aspergillaceae.